CUGAAGUCCAUAUCAUAAGCUAACAACACUUUAUUAACUUACCAUAUCAACCAGUUGGUCAUACUAUCUCUCAAUAACCUUUUGCUUAAAGGAAAGAAAACUCAUACAAAUAAUUUUCAUUUAAGAAGAGGGAAAACUUUUUUUUAUUUGUGUGCUGCUAAAAUGGUUUAGGCGGGUAACUCAACGAGCAUCACCAAAAUUAAACUCAAACCAAAUUGACAACCACCACCACCACCAUCACCACGUUAAUCAUAAACAAAUCAUACCUACAACAAUCAUUACUGUAUAGAGGUAUAAACUUCAAUUGUCAUAUUUGGAAAAAGCAUGUUUGGUGUAGUUUGUUCGGGAAGACCAAUUGAAUUGGCUAAUCAAGUUGAAUCAAAUAAAUAUGUUGCUACUAUAGCGAAUGCAUCACAUAUAUCAUUUAUUACAGUAUUCUUAUUACCCAAUUCAAAUUUCACUGAUACCAAUUAUACUGCCUUGAUUUAUUUCCAAUUACCUAAUUCUCAAGAGUUUAAAUUAUUAGGAGGAUUGAAUCCCUUAAAACCAUCAGCCAUUUAUAAAAUUAAUAACAAUAGUAAGAAGAAUGAUUUGGAAGAUACUGAUAUGACUAUUGAUGAUUCAUCAAUUGCCAUCAAUGCUAAUGAUUCCGUUAGUAUUAAUAUUGGGAUUUCAAUUGAAACCACUCAACAGGCUGAGAUCUUAUUAAGACAAGAGAGUGAAAAGAAUAAAUUAGCUCAGAAUAAUAGUAAUAAUGGUAAUAGUCAAGCAUUAGUAACCACAAAAUCAACUACUAAUUUAGGACCAAAUGAUACAGCUGUCUUGGCUAAUAAAAUUGUGGGACAUGCAUAUAACUUUCUUGCUAGUUUCAUUGAUGAUUCAGGAAAGGUUCCUAUUAAAGCAUUUGAUAAUUGGUGGGAUAAAUUUAAAGCAAAAUUAUCUAAUAAUCCUAAAUUUUUAGAUGAAUUACAAGAAUAGUAAAAGUAUGUGCGUGUGUAUAUACAAAUCAAAAUCAAAUGUACUUUACUCGCUUUAAACAUAAUCAAACCCCGUAUGUACGCUCAAUAAUAAAAGUUAUUAAUCAUUAGUUCUAAGCAUAGGUUAUAACUGAUAUAUGAAAAUCCCCAUUUUAAAAUUUGCAACCACCUGAUAAAAUUAUGAUCUGAUAAAGUUGACUCAAAAUAAAUUUUACUAGUUAUAUCAGAUAGAGCACGGGAUAUUAGGUGAUUGAUUGAUGGUUUUAUUUGUUGUAUAGAGAGGUUAAGCUUUCCCAUACAAACCAUCCUUUCUUUCUUUUUUGAUUUGAAACAUGAAUGGCGAUUUCGACAUAUGAUAAUUAUUAUAUUUGCUUCCAUUAAUGAUGACGGUCAUGAUUAAUAAUUGUCUCAUUAAGAGCACUUACCGGAAGUUAAAGUCCAGUCACGUGUCGAUUUCUAAGC
Molecule: messenger RNA, 1439 nt
Organism: Scheffersomyces coipomensis
Lineage: Eukaryota; Fungi; Ascomycota; Pichiomycetes; Serinales; Debaryomycetaceae
Exons: 1
Coding region: 325-978 (217 amino acids)
Biological process (GO): protein import into nucleus
Cellular component (GO): nucleus; cytosol
Molecular function (GO): nuclear import signal receptor activity
Source: RefSeq, a predicted model, not a curated record